AUGGCCGUUUCGAACGUUGUUUUGAUCCCCUGGGAUGCUGAGUCCCAGUCUCAUCAGGAAUGGCUCAUUAAGCAACGGGUAGCAUGCGGCUGGCAUCAGGAGCUCGUUGCAACAAAAUGGAAGAGCCAACAGCUCGAAGGUCAUAAAUGCAUUUUUUGGAUUGUCUUACCGUUAGAUGAGUCACAGACAAAGUUGCAAGUAGACCCCGAGCAAAAGGAACAGCUUGAAGAUACGGCUGUUACACUCAACGCCGUCCCUCGCCAACCAACCAAAGAAAGCUUCAUUCCCAUUGGCCAUAUUUCACUUGACUCUUACAACCCCGAUGCAGAGCGUUUUGAUUUAGAUAUACCCUCCGAGGGUGUAUUCUGGAUCAAAACAUUCUAUAUAAACCAAUCUACCCAAGGUCAGGGUAUCGGGCGAGCCGCCAUGGAUCAAGUCGAGGCCAUGGCGGUUCGGGAACCAUUGCUAGCGAAGACACUCAUGCUUGAUACUAUGCACAAGGAUGACCAGAAAAGGGAUGAUUUUGCGCUUGAUCAAUUCGGUUACAUUCCAAAGGUAAAAUUCCCGCCUCACUUUGAGAUUGCCCGACUUGCUUAUUCUAUUUCAAGGUUCGGGUUACCAAUGAAGAGUGGUACGAUCGACGAGGGUACCAGUUAA
Messenger RNA from Penicillium brevicompactum, 657 nucleotides. RefSeq names its product GNAT family N-acetyltransferase. The record is from RefSeq and is a predicted model, not a curated record. The transcript is spliced from 3 exons. NCBI's taxonomy places the organism in Eukaryota, Fungi, Ascomycota, Eurotiomycetes, Eurotiales, Aspergillaceae. Bases 1 to 657 code for a protein of 218 amino acids. Gene Ontology annotation, molecular function: acyltransferase activity, transferring groups other than amino-acyl groups.